Molecule: messenger RNA, 2754 nt
Organism: Synchiropus splendidus (mandarinfish)
Lineage: Eukaryota; Metazoa; Chordata; Actinopteri; Syngnathiformes; Callionymidae
Gene: atraid
Product: all-trans retinoic acid-induced differentiation factor
Exons: 7
Coding region: 42-740 (232 amino acids)
Biological process (GO): positive regulation of osteoblast differentiation
Cellular component (GO): intracellular membrane-bounded organelle
Source: RefSeq, a predicted model, not a curated record
AUGGCAGCUGUAAGUGGAUCAUGUGACUUCUGUCUGUGAAAAUGCAAGCUGGGGGUGUCCAGCUGAAAUGUUUACUCUUUGUUUUCGUCGUUUUUUUGCACAUUCUUUACAGUAGUUCCCAGCUGAACGAGCUGCAGGUAUGUGAGCGGUGUACGGGGAAGGUCCCCAAUUCUUCCGCAGUGGGACAGUUCUGCUCCUCAUCCGCUGGUCGGAUAAACAGACGUUGCUGCGUCAGCAAUGGCAACGCUGGUGACCCUGAACGCAUCACCGGGCUGGAUUUGUCCAAUUGUUCGCUCACUAAAGUGGAGGGUCUCCAGGAAGCUUCGACUGCAGUAAUCCUGGAUCUGUCCGACAACCCCAUUGUCAACCUGAGCGAGUCAACCUUUCAAGGCUUUGUGAUGUUAAAUUAUUUAAUCCUGCCACCAGAUGUAGCUUGUCCUGGAGGGGAUGCAUCCUGGGACAGGUUAGAGAGUAACAACCGCAGUCGCCUUUGUGGGGGCCAGAAGAACACAUGCAACCAGACAGGACAGCUGUCCAACACCUGUCCAGAGUUCUCCCUCUGUGAGCCCAACGGCCCGGGCCUGUUCAACUGCAGCUGUGAUGAGGGUCACCAUGGCUACAAGUGUCUGAGAGAGGGCGAAUUCCCAACUGUCCAGGUGUUCGCACCUCUGGGAGCGUCUACGGUCGUGAUCUCGUUCCUGCUUUGGGUCAGUCAACGACGAAAAGUCAAGUCCAUCUGAGGCUGGGUGCACAGAUCUUCACCUGAUGUUACUGAUUCUGCACUGACUAUUUUAAAAGGAGCUACUAAGUUAUUUGUUUUAGUACUGUAAUGCACAUGUACAUUUUGAAAACCUGCCGUUCCAAUUUUGGAUCAGAAAUCUGUGUUGAGAUAAAUCCACAUUUUUAAUGUUUUUAAAACAUUGUAAGCCAAGGUUGAAACUCGAUCGUGAUCAAGGUGUUUAUUAUUGCAGCCUAGUUGUGAGGUAGAUUGUAUCUGAUGUUGAACAAGAGGAGAUAUGGUGCAAUAUGGAAUCAUAAAAUGACAGCUUCUGUCAUGCAUUCCUGAGGAUUUAUCAGUGAUUAUUCCUCUAUACUAUACUGUAGAGGGAGGUGUAGGCCAGUGUGCACUAAAAAGAUUUCAAACAGUUCAUCAGUUUUGUUUAUGUUUAAAAUUUAAAAUUGCUGACUUCAUAAAAUGACAGUUUCUGUCAUGCAUUCUCGAGGAUUCAUCAGUGAUUAUUCCUCUAUACUAUGCUUGCCAGUAGAGGGUGUAGGCCAGUGUGCUAUAAAAAGGUUUAUAAACGGUUUAUCAGUUUUGUUUAUGUUUAAAACCAUGAGAUUUAUUCGAUUCCGAACUCAAAUAAGUGAAUCAUAAUCAUUUUAUUCUGACAAGUGAUCAUCUGGUGGUGGUCCAUAUUUUGAUGAUUUUUAUUCCUCUUUAGUGUGUACAUUUGAAAUGGUACCGUUUUAUAAACUGUAACUGACAUGUGUCCUUUUUGCCUUUUCAUUUUUCAGUUUAAACUGAACAUAUGGCUGUGGCAUAACCACCGUAUCAGUUGUGGAACCAUGUUUAGUCCGUCAUUUACUUGUUUAAAAAUAUGAGCGUGGUAUUUAAUUGAUAUUUAUCGUUUAUUGUACCGCCACCUGCAGGAAAUGACACGCACAAUGAAGUGGGUAUAUUUGGGAUGAUAAGAUUUAUUUGCAUGCUAAAAGCACCGCCUUCUUUGCACCCCUCAUGCUCACUGGUCAAUGUUCUUCACCCGGAGCACCACCGGCACCGACGUGCACGGGAUCAUUCCAAGAUCGGUGAUGACUAGGUCCACAAAGUCAGGCGGCGUCACAUCGUAUACCAGGUUGAGGAGACCCAGUUUGGGCACAGCCUGCCAUUGCUGCAGCUGCGUCUUCCCUUUGCGGGUCACGAUCAGAUCGUCGGGGUCAUCUAGAAAGAUCGAAUUAAAGUUGAACACCAUCUUCUCACGACAGAGCAAUGUCGACAUACCAAGUUCAUUGGAGACAAAGGAGUCCGUCUGCACCCGAUCACAGAACUUAUACGUCUCACAGCAGACGAGUACAGGCACGUUGAAAGCUUUGGCCACCAGAGCGAUCUGAGACGUCCCCACACGUGACAUCACGUAACCGUUGGCCAGCAAGGCGUGAGCGCCCAAGAACACCUUGGACACCUUCCAGGAGAAGAUGAAACCAUCAGGGUAAAAGGUCAGAAUGACACUGGUUCCAGAAUCCUAACCUCUGGAAGGAUGUAGGACACAGCUGAGAUGAGGACGUAGGUGCAGCUGAUGCCUCUCUGGACAAGGCGCCUCAAGGUCUCUCUGCCUUCCAAACGCGGCCGACUGUCAACGACUAUCACUCGGAACUUCCUGCUUUUCUCGAAGGCCUCACAGAGGAUGUGGUUGACCAGUGAUGAGCUAAGGAAAAAUUCCAGAGAGUGAAAAAGGACUGCAUGUUGCAAGACUCGGGAGGUAGCAAAACUUUCUUAUUUUUCUUUAACUAUAUUUGGCCAUAUAACAUGAGCGACAUAUCCUGAAACAACCCCAAACCCCUGGCUGACCCCUGUGGAACGCCACGCUUAGUGUAAGAAACAUAAUAAAAAGAAAACAUGAAGAGAUUUCAAACAACUGAUGACUGCAAAAACAAGUGUACCAUGUGACGCACAUAGUCCGCAUUGCCAGUUUGUCACUGUCCAGCAGCUGUGCUGUAAUUUCCUGCCUAGAUAUUUGACAUGUUUUGACAACUUUC